UUGAAACGUUAAUUACCUCAGGGACUCAGCUGCUCCUACACUUUCUGUUGUUGCUAAUGAAAUGAGCUGGUUCAUUAUGACUUUCUUUAAAGUUCCUAUGAAAUCAAAACUGAAGUAUUUUGGCUGGCAGUAUAAGUAUGUUAAGGGUUUAUCUAUAAGAUGCUGCAAAACAAUGGCAAAAUUCAAAUUUAGAAGAUAUAAGCAUCAUGAUUCUUAUGACAUCACACUGCACUUCAGCUUCUCAUCAGAUUUUCUGUCCGAUCAAAUGCUCUCUAGAAUCCAAAGUGUCCCGCCCUCUACACAAUAAAUAGACUUUAAAGCUGCCGCUGAAAUUGGUCUCUUGUUUACAGAAAAAUAAUUUUCUAUAUGGCGAAUGGCACAUAGCACACCAUUGUUGGGAACAAUUCAGACAGCACAAAUAUGCUUUCCAUUGAGAUCAUAUUAGGUAUACGUGCCCAGACAACGAUUUCUACCAAGGGGGGCCGAAUUUCAUACUUUUUUUUUUUUUGGUAUUACUAGUUAAAGAUGGAAUAUCACCACCCACCUCUACCCACCACUUCCUUUUGCUUAACUUGUCUGUCUGUGGUCAAAGUGACGACAUAUAAUCUACAGAAAAUGUUUCCAGGAAAAUAUGGUGGUCACUACACAUGCCUAGUUUUAUUUUUAUUCUCUUCAAUCCUUAUAUGGGCAAAAGCAUGUGCAAUUCUAAAACCACCCUACUAGACUAUAUGUUGCAAAAUCUGUGAUUCACUGAUCAAUCGAUGUGGUGGACAAAAACAAAACAAAAAAAACAAAAAAAAAAAAAAAAAAAAAAAAAAUAAUGAUCUUCAUUUCAUUUGGGUCAUGUAUGUUUUCUGAAGCUCCUUGUGUGGGAAGCAUCCAAGAAAGAGGAAGAAACAUGUUUGUCUGCUUGGGUAUUUUAGAACAAACUGUGUUCAUCAUGUCAAAUCAGUUUACUGCCCGCUGGAGAUCAGACUCACCAGAACACGUGAUGUCAGUCAGAAUGGCUCCUCCUCUUGCUCUGGUGAUUCUGCUCAUGAUUCAAGGAAAUUAUGGCCAGUGUGGUUGGAAUGGUUACAGGCCUUCAUACAUGUGCUGUUACACUUGUCCAUACCCACACAAUCACUACCCCUCAUCAUCUAAUGGGCAGCCUAAUAUCGGAUAUAAACCAGUGAUCUUCAUUAGUCCAUCUGGUGAAAUAGUGGAGGGAGAUUCAGUGACUCUGAUCUGCAACAGUGAUUCAAACCCACCUGCAGAAAUCAGAUGGUUUAAAGGAGAAACAUUUGUAGGAUCUGGAAGAAUCUACAGCAUCUCAAAGAUCAGCUCUGAUCACAGUGGAGAAUACAAGUGCAAAUCCAGAAAUGAACAUGGAGAGAAAUACUCUGAUGCUGUGACCUUAAACGUCAUGUAUCCUCCAAAGAGUGUCUUAUUGUCCAUCAGACCACCUGGUGAAAUAAUGGAAGGAGAUUCAGUGACUCUGAUCUGCAGCAGUGAUUCAAACCCACCUGCAGAAAUCAGAUGGUAUAAAGGAGGAACAUAUGUGAAAUUUGGACAAACCUACAGGUUCUCAAAGAUCAGCUCUGAUCACAGUGGAGAAUACAAGUGCAAGUCCUUAAAUGAACAUGGAGAGAAAUACUCGGAUACUGUGACCUUAAACGUCAUGUACCCACCCAGAAGAGUCUUAGUAUCCAUCAGUCCAUCUGGUCAAAUACUGGAGGGAGAUUCAGUGACUCUGACCUGCAGCAGUGAUUCAAACCCACCUGCAGAAAUCAGCUGGUUUAAAGGAGGAACAAUUGUAGGAUCUGGAAGAAUCUACAGCAUCUCAAAGAUCAGCUGUGAUCACAGUGGAGAAUACAAGUGCAAGUCCAUCAAUAAACAUGGAGAGAAAGAUUCUGAUGCUGUCACUCUUAACAUCAUGUACCCACCCAGAAGCGUCUCAGUGUCCAUCAGUCCAUCUGGUGAAAUAGUGGAGGGAGAUUCAGUGACUCUGAUCUGCAGCAGUGAUUCAAACCCACCUGCAGAAAUCAUCUGGUUUAAAGGAGGAACGAUUGUAGGAUCUGGAAGAAUCUACAGCAUCUCAAAGAUCAGCUCUGAUCACAGUGGAGAAUACAAGUGCAAGUCCAGAAAUGAACAUGGAGAGAAAUAUUCUGGUGCUGUGACUCUAAACGUCAUGUACCCACCCAGGAGCGUCUCAGUGUCCAUCAGUCCAUCUGGUGAAAUAGUGGAGGGUGAUUCAGUGACUCUGAUCUGCAGCAGUGAUUCAAACCCACCUGCAGAAAUCAGCUGGUUUAAAGGAGGAACGAUUGUAGGAUCUGGAAGAAUCUACAGCAUCUCAAAGAUCAGCUGUGAUCACAGUGGAGAAUACAAGUGCAAAUCCAUCAAUAAACAUGGAGAGAAAGAUUCUGAUGCUGUCACUCUUAACAUCAUGUACCCACCCAGAAGCGUCUCAGUGUCCAUCAGUCCAUCUGGUAAAAUAGUGGAGGGAGAUUCAGUGACUCUGAUCUGCAGCAGUGAUUCAAACCCACCUGCAGAAAUCAACUGGUUUAAAGGAGGAACGAUUGUAGGAUCUGGAAGAAUCUACAGCAUCUCAAAGAUCAGCUCUGAUCACAGUGGAGAAUACAAGUGCAAGUCCAGAAAUGAACAUGGAGAGAAAUAUUCUGGUGCUGUGACUCUAAACGUCAUGUACCCACCCAGGAGCGUCUCAGUGUCCAUCAGUCCAUCUGGUGAAAUAGUGGAGGGAGAUUCAGUGACUCUGAUCUGCAGCAGUGAUUCAAACCCACCUGCAGAAAUCAACUGGUUUAAAGGAGGAACGAUUGUAGGAUCUGGAAGAAUCUACAGCAUCUCAAAGAUCAGCUCUGAUCACAGUGGAGAAUACAAGUGCAAGUCCAGAAACAAACAUGGAGAGAAAGACUCUGAUGCUGUGAUGCUGGAUGUGAUGUAUCCUCCAAGAAAUGUAGUGGUGUCCAUUAAUGGAUCUGCUGAAAUAGUGGAAGGUGAUUCAGUGACUCUGAUCUGCAGCAGUGAUUCAAACCCACCUGCUCUGAACUUCAGCUGGUUUAAGGAGGAUGAAUCCUCAUCUGUUGGAUCUGGACAGAGUUUCAGUGCACUACAGAGUGGACGCUUCUACUGUGAGGCUCACAAUCAACAUGGAUCUCAGAGAUCAGACGCUGUUACUGUCAAAGUUCAUCAUGGUGCUGAUAGCAAUGUGAUUGUGAUCACAGCUGCAUCUGGAGGAGUAUUCAUCAUCAUCAUUGUCAUCAUCAUUAUACUAUUUAUAAAUCUGAAAAAAACAAACCAAAAAUCUGCUAAACACGAGUAUGAGAACGAAGUUCCCAGUGUAGUAGGCUCAUAUAUAGGUCUUGAUCCCAGGUCCAGAUCUUCAGAGCCGUACAACAUACUCAUACCACGUAUUGAGAUGCCAUGGUAAGAGAA
This is a messenger RNA of Labeo rohita (rohu), 3432 nucleotides long. RefSeq names its product B-cell receptor CD22-like. The record is from RefSeq and is a predicted model, not a curated record. The coding region runs from base 821 to 3427 and encodes 868 amino acids. Lineage: Eukaryota; Metazoa; Chordata; Actinopteri; Cypriniformes; Cyprinidae. The transcript has 15 exons.